CAACAGUUCGAUCACCGUUCCCAGGGGCGACGGAAGCCCGCCUGAAAGAGGAGGAGGAGGAGGAGGAAGCCAGCGACGCCGUGCGACGCCGGCCAUGGCGAGCCCCGGGAAGCUGCAGACCUCGAGCUCCGAGCUGGACCUGGAUCGCCCCAACAUCGAGGAUUACCUCCCUUCCGGAUCCUCCAUCCACGAGCCUCGCGGCGAGUUCCGCCUGCGCGAUUUGGUCGAUGUCACGCCGACUCUGACCGAGGCCGCCGGUGCUAUUGUCGAUGAUUCCUUCACGCGGUGUUUCAAGUCGAAUUCGCCGGAGCCGUGGAACUGGAACGUAUAUCUCUUCCCGCUGUGGUGCUUCGGGGUGUUGGUUCGGUACUUGAUCCUGUUCCCUGCGAGGGUUUUAGUAUUGACAAUUGGAUGGAUAAUAUUCCUCUCAUCGUUUGCCCUUGUUCACUUUAUGCUUAAAGGGCAAGAUGCACUGAGAAAGAAGCUGGAGAGGUUGCUGGUGGAGUUAAUUUGCUGCUUCUUUGUCGCUUCAUGGACUGGGGUGGUCAAAUACCAUGGGCCACGGCCAAGCAUUCGGCCCAAACAGGUUUUUGUUGCCAACCACACUUCCAUGAUUGACUUCAUCGUCUUGGAGCAAAUGACUGCCUUUGCCGUUAUUAUGCAGAAGCAUCCUGGAUGGGUUGGACUACUGCAAAGCACUAUUUUGGAGAGCGUAGGAUGCAUCUGGUUUAAUCGUUCUGAGGCCAAAGAUCGUGAAAUUGUGGCGAAAAAGUUGAGAGAUCACGUACAGGGAACUGAUAACAACCCUCUUCUCAUAUUUCCUGAAGGGACUUGUGUGAACAAUCACUAUACUGUCAUGUUCAAAAAGGGUGCAUUUGAGCUCGGGUGCACUGUUUGCCCUAUCGCAAUCAAGUACAAUAAGAUCUUUGUGGAUGCCUUUUGGAACAGCAGGAAACAAUCUUUCACAAUGCAUCUGCUGCAGCUUAUGACAUCUUGGGCUGUUGUUUGUGAUGUCUGGUACUUGGAACCCCAAACCCUGAAACCCGGUGAAACACCAAUUGAGUUUGCAGAGAGGGUCCGGGACAUCAUAUCUGUGCGAGCUGGUUUGAAGAAGGUUCCUUGGGAUGGAUAUCUGAAGUACUCACGCCCUAGCCCCAAGCAUAGAGAAGGGAAGCAGCGAAGCUUUGCUGAGUUGGUGCUGCAGCGACUUGAGGAGAAGUGAAGAAUUUUCUCGUUCAUUUCAGCAGGUUGUACUCCUGCUCUAAAGCAUUCUUUAAUGCCUUAGAUCUGAUUACCUGAUCAAAUAGAUGCUUCACCAGUUUUAACUUAGUAGGCAUAAUUUUCCAAAGUAA
This is a messenger RNA of Syzygium oleosum, 1352 nucleotides long. RefSeq names its product glycerol-3-phosphate acyltransferase 9. The record is from RefSeq and is a predicted model, not a curated record. Lineage: Eukaryota; Viridiplantae; Streptophyta; Magnoliopsida; Myrtales; Myrtaceae. The transcript is spliced from 12 exons. Gene Ontology annotation, biological process: triglyceride biosynthetic process. Gene Ontology annotation, cellular component: endoplasmic reticulum. Gene Ontology annotation, molecular function: glycerol-3-phosphate O-acyltransferase activity. The coding region runs from base 95 to 1222 and encodes 375 amino acids.